Messenger RNA from Porites lobata, 319 nucleotides. The record is from the annotation of a GenBank genome assembly. NCBI's taxonomy places the organism in Eukaryota, Metazoa, Cnidaria, Anthozoa, Scleractinia, Poritidae.
AUGUGUGAAAUGGAUAGGGACAAUGCGUAUAUUGCUAUUGCUGGGGAGAGUGUGGAAAGUUUAGUCAAACCAGAAUUGAAAGCAGAUUUAACAUAAAGGCUAGUGCGUGAAAGACUAUUCGUAAAAUACUUAUGAGGAUUAUUUCCAAGUCUUUCGAGGUUUCAGCAAGAAACGUUACCCAGAGAAAGCAGAGUUCGAAGCCGAUAAAUGUUACUGGUUUCCCCAUACGGAUUCACCCGAGCAUAAAGCCUAUGAUAAGAGAACCCCGGGUCUUUUUAAGGUUGAGUGGGAGGGACAAGGAAUUAUCGGGUUGUGUUAA